AUGCCACUUAAAGACGGAGAAAGCCUCCUGUCCUGGACAAACAGGCCCAACGAGCAGAGGUUUGCUCAGUUCAGACCAGCUAAGCGCUCAUCGACACUGAGCAUCCGUCGGAGCAGUGCGGUGAAGCUGAAUCCCAUCCGACACUGUCGCAAGCAGCUGGCUGUUAGGGAUACACAAGAUGUCUUCCAAUCCCCGGUGCUGGGCUUCUGUCCAGGGGAAGAGGGGAGGGGACGCUAUACCAAAAAUCUUUCUAGGUUUAGUGAUGUUAACUCUGUUAACCCGUUUGUGCUGGAUCUCGCUUCUACGGAGAAGAGCCUUGGCACGAGCUCUCCUGCCCUUGAGAGCGGAGUCAAGCUCUUACACAAUUUGAAAAGGGUGUUCCUCGCCCGCCUGCUCCCCGGCGCCUCCCCCCGGCCCUCCCCCGUCUCGCUCUCCCACAUCCGGGGGCUGUGCGGGCUCCUGCCGCCGCUGCUGCGCGCCUGGCGGGGGCCGCCCGCCGGCCCGGCCCAGCUGCCGCCCCGCGCCUACCCCCGCUACAUCCUGCCGCUCGCCUUCGGCAAGUACUUCGCCUCCGUCUCCGCGCACGUCUCGCUCUGGAGGGUCCCGGUCUCCUACGCGCACACAGUAAAAGCGACGAUGCCAAUAUGGGUGGUUCUUCUUUCACGGAUCAUAAUGAAGGAAAAGCAGACGACGAAGGUGUACUUGUCUCUGAUCCCCAUCAUAACUGGUGUCCUGUUGGCCACCGUCACGGAACUUUCCUUUGACAUGUGGGGACUCAUCAGUGCACUUGCUGCCACUCUGUGUUUUUCACUUCAAAACAUCUUCUCAAAGAAGGUGUUAAGAGAUUCCCGAAUACAUCAUCUUCGGUUGCUGAACAUACUUGGGUGCCAUGCUGUGUUCUUCAUGAUCCCCACGUGGGUUUUGGUCGACCUUUCUUCCUUCUUAGUAGAGAACGACUUGAGCACAAUGUCUCAUUGGUCCUGGACCUUGAUGCUGCUUAUAAUCAGUGGAUUCUGUAAUUUUGCCCAGAAUGUCAUUGCCUUCAGUAUCCUUAACCUGAUCAGCCCGCUAAGCUACUCUGUCGCAAAUGCCACGAAAAGAAUCAUGGUCAUCACGGUGUCCCUUAUCAUGCUUCGCAAUCCGGUUACGAGCACCAAUGUCCUCGGAAUGAUGACGGCUAUCUUAGGGGUCUUCUUAUAUAACAAGACAAAAUAUGAUGCAAACCAAGAAGCAAAGAAGCAGCUACUUCCAGUUACAACUGGAGACCUUGUGAAUUUGGACCGGCAUCGAAACACUCCCGAAAAGUCUCAGAACGGACUUGUGGCAUUUGCACAACAUGGAGACUAUCAGUAUGGUCGAACCAAUAUCUUAACAGACCACUUCCAGUACAACCGGCAAAACUAUCCAACUACCUACAACUUAAAUCGUUUUGAUAUAUAGAAUCCUGGCAAACAGGUAUAGACUGUGAUAUCAAGGUGUCCCCAACAUUAUCAGAAACUUUUAGUACAUCCAUGAAUGUAAAGCCAUUUUAUUGUACAGUUUUUGCAGAAGGGAAGAUGCAUGUGUAGUGAAAGCGGUACAGACCCUCAACUUCUGCUGAGCAGACCUUUAAACGUGAAACGGCUUAGAUCUGACACUGGAACUAAAUGCACAGUGUAGCUCUUGUACAGAGAUUCGGGUGAAAUGCACGUACCAAACUUCAAAUAUCUGCUGUCACUGCUCCUUUUCAGAGCCUGUCAACUGAUCAUUCUUUUGGCAGCUAAAUUCUGGCCAGUAUUUUGUUUCCACGCUGGUAACAUCACCUUUAAUUUGCUUCUGCUAUGUUU
This is a messenger RNA of Nipponia nippon (crested ibis), 1826 nucleotides long. It is a transcript of the gene SLC35E1, whose product is annotated as solute carrier family 35 member E1. The record is from RefSeq and is a predicted model, not a curated record. Lineage: Eukaryota; Metazoa; Chordata; Aves; Pelecaniformes; Threskiornithidae.